GAUUAGUGAUUUACUAACUGAUAGUAUAAAAAUUGUUAAAGAGAAGAGGAGUGAUCUGCGCGAGAGAGCAAAAUUGAUAGGGUUAGUGAGAAAGGAGAAGCAGCAAAGCGCGAAAAUGGCGACUUCUCUCAUUGCUAAACGGGCCACCAUUACCAUAGGAAAAUCUUCUGACCUCUUCAGAACAUCAUUCGCCUUCUUGCGCGGUCUUAGCGCCACCACCAGCUCCGCCGCGGACACGGCGGCGGGCGACGGACCCAAGAAGCCGAAGCGUAAGAAGAAGAAGAACCUAUUUGAGGUGGCCCAGUUUCUGCCCAAUUGGGGCAUUGGCUAUCACAUGGCUAAAACUCACUGGGCCGAGGUCUCUUACGAGAUUACCAAAAUCAAUCUAUACAAAGAUGGAAGGCAUGGGAAAGCUUGGGGGAUUGCUCACAAAAAUGGCACGCCAGCUGCAGAUGCCCCGAAGAAAAUUAGCGGUGUCCACAAGCGCUGUUGGAGAUAUAUCCCCAUGUCAAAAAGAAUAGAAGAAAGUGCGCCAAAACAGGAAGCAAGCGUCCCAAAUCAAGAAAUGGAAACUGCGUGACCAUUUUCAAUUUGUUUGUUGGAACCAGUUUGCGUGAGUAAUCUUGCCAUGAGAAGAUGUAGAAGCAACUCAUAAGGCCGGUUUAUCCCAGGUGCAAGUGUAGUAAACUUAGUUCUCGUCGACUUUUGAUAGUUAUAUAGCAUUAUGUUAGAUUCUGUAUUGAAGAUCAAUGGCAGUCAAUCUAGUUUUUUGAUCA
Salvia miltiorrhiza (redroot sage) is the source of this 776-nucleotide messenger RNA. RefSeq lists its product as uncharacterized. NCBI's taxonomy places the organism in Eukaryota, Viridiplantae, Streptophyta, Magnoliopsida, Lamiales, Lamiaceae. The transcript has 3 exons. The record is from RefSeq and is a predicted model, not a curated record. Gene Ontology annotation, cellular component: mitochondrion. Gene Ontology annotation, molecular function: structural constituent of ribosome. The coding region runs from base 116 to 580 and encodes 154 amino acids.